Messenger RNA from Coregonus sp. 'balchen', 14400 nucleotides. Lineage: Eukaryota; Metazoa; Chordata; Actinopteri; Salmoniformes; Salmonidae. The record is from the annotation of a GenBank genome assembly.
AGCAACUAGUCUGGCAUUUGCCGUUUAAAUGUAUCUCAUUUCCAAGCAUAGGUUGAUCAUUUAUACAUCAUUAGAUACAGAAAAAUAAUAAUGAGUAAUAUAUAAAUGCAAAAGACAUAAUUAUUUAAUACGUGUUUAGUAGACAUCAAUUCACAAAACGAUGUCAAAUAUCCUGUUGCUCGUCGAACACGUAAAAUAAUGGAAUCCAUUUAGCCACGUAGAAGCAGAACGAAGAGGCGUCUGAAAAAGGUUGGCUUUAUAAACAUUUUCUUUGCAUUUGAACUAUUGUCAUGUCAGAAAUGAAUAUCUAUUUUGGCUAUUUAUUAAACCUUUUCAUAAUUUCACAAUCUACAGUGAUUUAUACAUUACACAACUUCGUGAACUGGUGUGAUAUCUGGGCGUAGAAAAAUUAUAGUCCCGUGUUAGCUAUGUGGCUAAUGAAUAUUAGCUAGCUAUCGAGCAAACGUAACGUUAGGCUGUCUUUGCUUGACAGGUUGAAUCUGCGAACUAGCCAGCAACUUGCCAUAUGUCUGUUUAGCUGGCUAGCUAGCUAGCUAACCACCUAGCUAAAGUUAGCUUGUGACACACAAGUUGUGUCGAGGCUGCUGCUGUCAUUGCAGUUGGCUAGUUAGCAAUAAUAUUGUUGGGUGGCUAACGUUACCUACAAAUUGGGAAAUAAGCAAGGUAACGAAUGUGUGGUAAAGCUGCCGAAUAGCUAUCUGUUUCUAUACAAGACUGGUUCGCCUUGUAGCUAUUUGAUUGCAAUAUGCAAAGGCAUAUUUGGUGAAGUUAGGUAGCUAUAUUUAGUAAUGUUAACUAAAUCCACUUAGAUAGUUGUCUAUAUUAGUUUUUGCAGGCCAUCUAAUAAUUUGACAAAGAUCGAAACGUAGUCAAUAAAGCAGUGAAUUGGGAGCAUAAACAGUGUGUGUCCCUUACUGUUCUUUACAAGUUUCCUUUAUUAGCCCCGCACAUACGUUUUUAAUGAUGUGCCUAUGAGUACAAACUUUUCAUCUAAUCAUUGAGUCAUAUAAAAAUGUAUUUUAACUCACAUUUCACGAUCUUACAUGAUGGUAGACAACGUUUUAGGCUUUAAUUUAGAGAUUCACAAUUUGUUCAUGGUUUUAGGUCAAUUUCUAAGCAUUACUGAAGAGGUGUUUGGGAGCCAAAUUAACAGCUCUUUUAGGUGAACUGAGGCAAAUUUUCCAGCUCACAGAAAAGACUUGGAAUGCCCAUCCCUAAUACAUUUGCAAUGGUAUUCAUAAGUAAUGCAGGCCAUGGCGCUUUUUAUUUGUGCUACAUCUGCGCUACACCAUCAUGGUGGCAAAUCCUGUCAGAUUACGCCUAGUUUGCAUUUAGAUUACUGUCUUUGAUCAGACUGAAUACUUUAUAAUGCUCAUACUAACUAAACCUUAAUGUUAUACAUUUUCAGGGGAGCCAAUUUCUUUGGGGGUGUUCUUCCUUGGACGCUUCAAUUGCAUUGCAUUCAAUCUUUUACUCUGAACAAACGGGAAGAAAAUGUUUUGAAAGGAUUAUAGCUACACCCUGUGACUACCAUAUCCCUUCCAUGGGCUCUAGUGCAACAUCAUUUGAUUCUGUAUGCAAAUGGAAUACCACAACUCAGUCAUUGCUGAGAUGGAGACAACCAAUGGAGAAAUCCAUCAACUAGACCUGAUACCACAGUCCAAAGAGGGUGGUGCUGAUCCUGUGGUGAGCGACUCUCAGCUACUGAAGAAAGGAGUGCUGGACAAGCCGACAGCGUCGGGGGAUGUUCUUAAUGGUGAGUUGUUGCCCUAGUUAAUGCUUUAGCCUGCCCUCAAGUGAUGUGAUUUGUUUUGUAUUUUAAUGUAGUAAUUCUAGGGAAGCUGUCUGACUCUGACCUACUGCUGACUGAUUUAAUUAUUCCAUCCUCUCAUCAAACAAUGGAGUGUUCUUCCUCAACCAGUUAAUUGUAAGAGAGAAAUUCAUUUCAAAUGAGCCCUAAACUAAGUUAAUAAAGCAUAACUGAAUGUUUGUAUUAUUUUCACAGGACAUACUUGUGAAAAUAUUGUUAUUGUUGUGGGGGAUCUGCAGUAAUAGGAACUCCUUAUAUGGAGGGAAUUCCUCUGUCUUCCACCAGUAUUCUUUCCAAGCUAUGCAUGACAUGCUUGUGUGCGACCGGCCAGAGAAAAGGUUAUUACUUGGCUGCCUCAAGUACAAAGAGAGAUGGCCUAUGUGUGGAAUUGCAGGAUUGUCUGGACACAGCUCUGAGCCUUGCCUCAUAACUCACCCACACACCACUGUCACUUCAUAGUCACCUCAACUGCACUAAGGCAUAUUGGCAUGCCGUCGUUAUUCCUACACGUCUCGCCUUCAAUAAAAAUGACAAAAUGAAUAGUAUUAAACUGCCACUUCCAGUUCCUAUAGAGCUAUUCUGGCUUGACAAAGCUUGUUUGACCGGUUACCCGUGAAAGCCACAAUUGACUUUAAGUCAUUCAAAAGAGCCUAGCCUCCUAGUCCUUUUUUUAAACAUCAAGUAUAUCACAAUCCACUCUCAUUGUGUUGUGAAAUACAAACUGGAUGGAUGUAUGUGGAAUCUACCGUCUUUACUGACACGCUCCACUGUCAACCACCCACCUCACCCCACUCCCUUGUUGCAGGUUUUGUUAAGGCAGACGUGGUGCCAAAUGGAGAACGAGUAGCAGAGGGCCCGCGGCCAAGCGCAGGAGGGGACGGCCAUCCAAAUUGCCCCCUGCCUCCUCCGUCGCACCCUGCUACCCAGGGCACCAGCCCACCUGUCAGCCCCCAGUCCAAAGAGCCAUCCCAAGGUGUGGCCGCUAUCCCACCACCCAUGCUAGAGAAGUCUGAGGGAGCUAGUGCUGAGGGCCCUGUUCACAAGGGUGAUGCAUUGCAGUCGCUCAGACUGAGUAUGCCUAUGCAGGAGACUGAAUUGUGUAAGCAUACUGUAACCUGUACUUGCAGUGAGUGCCCCCCCCCCCGUCCCUGCCCCGUGUAUUUUAACCACCUAUUGCUCUGGGAUGUUGCCUCAGAGACUGACUUGAGUUCCCCAUCCCAUAUUUUAAUUUCCUUGCCUGUGCUAACUACACUCCCAUUAAAGAGAUGGAUCCAGUGGGUAUCUGCUUUAGUGGUUUGAGCCCACUUACUUUGUGCAAACCCCGUGGUCAUUUAAUUGCUUGGUGCUUCUGUUGGGAACUUAGUGGCUGUAUUUGAACUAAUCCUUUACUUGUGUGGUUUGUUGUGAAUGUUGUUUUGGAUGAUGGCCUAGGCUUACAGAUACCAUGAUAUGUAAAGUAUUUUAAGUUUAUUCGUUACAUAACAGAAUAUGGCUUGUUUUGCCUCAAGCUUUUUGUUGACUGUGAAAGGCUAACCACUCCCACAUAGAAUGUUUACAGUGUCACAUUAACUAUUUGAUAGUGUCACGUUCUGUUCCAUUCAUAGUGCAUUCUGCUUUAAAUGAUGCUGCAAUCAGGAAGUCCUCAUGCUAACUUCUAAGUUGCACUGACUGACACCUCAUGGUUGAUCAUCAGUGUACCUGGCCAAUUGCAGUCAGAGAAUCAUCAAUCAGGCUUAUCACCUACUGUUUGCAAACUCACUAACCACGCAAGCCAAACUAUUUUGUGUGUCACACUUUACUAACCUGAAAAUAAGAUCUGGGAGUGGACUGACUAAUAGAUGGACUGAGUCUGACUCAUCUGGCUUUGUUAGGACUGGGUUGCAUGCAGCUUCACUCCUAACCAUGGUGGAUGGAUAACAAUGUCAUACAAGCACUCUCAUUUCUAAUUUUAAAUGGCUCUGAACUGUAGGGACAAAGUAGUCUUACAUUUACAUCAUUUAGCAGAAGCUCUUAUCCAGAGCGACAUACAAAUUGGUGCAUUCCACACGUAGUUGUGGUUUCCUUCUAAAAUGAAUUGUAUGCUUGUAUGACAAUGUCCAAGGUAUUGUUAGCCUAUUCUGUGUUGAAUGGGGGUGCAGUUAGGACCUUCUAUUUUUUGUUAAACUUUCAUUUCCUGUAGCUGCCAAAGAGCCAUCACUGGAGCUGGAGAAUGAGGAGAAGAUCCGCCAUGAUGCUCGUCGACGCCUGGAGGAGCAGCUCAAACAGUACAGAGUGCAGAGGCACAAGGAGACGGUGAGUGUGUGAACAGUGUCAGUCACCAGGCAGACAUUCAUCAGGAUAAAGCUGUCAGUUACAAGCUGCACAGAGUUGAAUUGAAGCGAAGUGUUCCCCCUAUUAUUUUUGGCAUGGCAGGCCUUCUUGCCUAGUUUUGUUGACGUCCACCACCUAUUAAAAUGAUCCUCUAUUAGUCUCAGUUGAAUGGUCUGGUGUUUGCGGCCCUGAAUGUUGAUUAUUGGUGCCCACACAAGAACAAGCUAGGGGAAACACUGGGCUGAUGUAGACUACGUCUUCUGCUCAUUCUCACGCCACCCCUCUCUCCUCUUCCAGUCCUACCGCUCUACCCCAAAGAGCCGCAGUGGGUUCAGCACUCUGGACCCAGACCUCAUGAUGCACCCAGAGGCUCUUCCCCGGGCCAGCACCACCUCCAUGACCACCGAGUACUCCUUCCUGAGGACCAGCGUCCCCCGGGGACCUAAACUGGGCAGCCUGGGCAUCCCCCCAGCCAAGGAGAAGAAGUCACGGUCACCCCGCCCCAGCAAGAUCCACUCACUGGCCGACUACAAGACCCCCGAGCCAGCAGGGGGCACUAGUGAUGGUGGAGGAGGCGGCGGCGUGGUCAGGACGUCUGCAGACUCCUCCCUGGGGUCCAACCUGAGCUCUGUAUCCACCCUGUCAGAGGUCAGCAUGAUGUCAGAGGUUGGCUCCAUGGAGAUGACCUCUUCGGAGGCCCCGCUGGUUUCAUCAAUGUCUCUCCAGGACAACACCUCGGAGGUGGAUCCCGGCAGCGAGUCAGGGAUGGGGUCGAGGCCCGGUGGGGAUGGGAAUGACAGCGACAGCUCUACCUACAGCAGCGUGUCCACCUCCACCAGCGGCACUGGGACCUACGGCAUGCUGGCAGUGGGCAGGCAGAGAGGAGGGAACUACACGGUGGCGGGCAGGGAGAUCGUUCCGGAGGCCAUGGGCAACUUCCCAUCACUGAAGGAGGUGCUGCAGGCUGCCAGCGAUGAGCAGCAACUGCUGGAGCUGGAGCAGGACAGGGAGGGGUCUGGGGGACCACGCAGCCGCAGGGACAGCUUCUCCAGCAGGUACACCUGACCAGCACACAGCUCUUCUGUAACAGAGACUGACUGGUUUAGUACUAGUAAAUAACAUAAGCACAUUGCUGUUGCAUACUCCAGCUAAAUAAACAAGGACGUUAGUCAGCUUUAGAACAUUGCUAUUAUUCUUUUCCAGUAAUCAUUUACCAUUAAUUGAUGGAAUUUGCUAGAAGGUUCCAGUAGCACUUAAUUGUGCAAUUUUUUGUUUCCUGCUCAAUUGGUUAAUUUCCUGUUUCCUACAGUGUGUCAUUGGAGAGCUCUGUGAUGGGACAUGAUGAAAUGCUCCAGGUUCUGAAGGAGAAGAUGAGACUGGAGGGCCAGCUAGAGUCUCUGUCUUCUGAGGCCAACCAGGUAACUAACUAACACAGUGUGGUGUGUCUAUGAUGGCUUAUACUCUUAACAUAGCUAAGGUAAUUACCACUCAACUUACCACAUGUUGAGACUUACUUACCUUCACUGGAAUAGCUAGGCUAACACCCUACAAUCCCUCCCUGCACAAGCCAUUGGGAAUACUGGAGUUCACUCCCUCACCCUCUCUCCACGUCUCCUCUCCAGGCUCUGAAAGAGAAGACUGAGCUCCAGGCCAAGCUGGCUACAGUCAACGCCCAGCUACAGGCCCAGGUGGAGCAGUCCCAUGCCAGCCAGGAGAAGCAGAGCUCCCUCAACAAGGAGGUGUCCACCCUGCGCCAGAGCUGCUUCCAGCUGGAGAGGGCCAUGGUGGAGCUGCAGGGCAACCUGGAGAGCAAGAAUGCUGGCCUAGCCUCGCUGGGCAAUGACCUGCAGGUGGCUGAGGAGCAGUACCAGAGACUCAUGGGGAAGGUGGAGGAGAUGCAGGAGAACGUCACCUCCAGGGACAACGCUGGUGAGUUGGAUGGAUCGAGAGCCUAGUAUGGGCAUCAUGCUUUCAUACCAGCAUCUCCUCACAAUAAUAUUAAUACAAUAUUGGGGUAUUUAUGAUUGCAAUACAUUUCUGUCAAAUUCUGUGAAUCAUUUCUUAUGGUGUUGUCCUCCUUCAGUCCAGGAGUUGCGUCAACAGAUGGGUGGUCUCCAGACUCAGCUCCAGCAGGUCCAGCUAGAGCGCACCACCCUGCAGAGCAGGUUGAAGACCUCCCAGGCAGAGAUCAACUCGCUGCAACAGGUCCGCCAGUGGUACCAGCAGCAGCUAGCGCUGGCCCAGGAGGCUCGGGUCCGGCUCCAGGGCGAAAUGGCCAACAUGCAGGUAAGGUUGUCUGUGAGAAGGGCUGUUUCGUAACAUGUGUCUCUUGCUUCUAUUGAGUUGAGGUGUUACGGAGUUGAGGUGUUACGGAGUUGACGUGUUUUUCCCAGGCUGGGCAGAUGACCCAGAUUGGUGCCUUGGAGCACCUGAAGCUGGAGAACGUGACUCUGUCCCACCAGCUGACACAAACCCAGCAUCGCUCCAUCAAAGAGAAGGAGCGCAUCGCUGUACAGCUGCAGAGUAUUGAGGUCUGUCCCCUUUUAAAAUUGGGAAAAUACGACAGGUUGUGUGAUUGGUGUUUAUAAUGUGUUACGGUUGGUUGAAAAAUAAUACAAGAUUUACUGACACAAAAAAACACAAGCAGUGUGUUAUCUGACCUCUCCCCUCCCUCUGGCCGUAGGCUGACAUGAUGACCCAGGAAGCUGCCUACCAGCAGAUCCAGGAUGCCAAGAGCAUGGUGGAGGACGACCUCCAGCACAAACUGGACGAGUUUGAGGAGGAGCGAGAGCACUUACAGAAACUGGCCAACACCGCCAGCUCACUGGAGAGGGAACUAGAGCAGGUAAAUAAUUAAUUGUUGGUUUAUGAAAUCACUUAUGGCAUGUUUUCGGAUUGUUCAAAUUAAGGUAAUUUGUCAGUCGGAGAAGUUUAUUAAAAUCAAUGGAGGGGUUUUUACACACAUCUAUAAAAAUAUCAGGAGCUGGACAAAAACAAAGUCCAAUACGUAGAGAAAAAGUAAAUGUCCGCUCACUGUUUUGCUAUUUGGGACAACAGUUGCCUAAUGUAACCCCUCUCUGUGUCCCCCACAGAUGAAGGUGACCCUAUCGCAGAAGGACCUGCAGCUGGAGGCCCUCCAGAAGGAGCACCUGGAGCUGAUGAGACAGCUGACAGCCACUCAGGAGAGCCUUCACACCAAAGAGCAGUCCAUCAACCAGCUGGAGGCGCGCUACCUGGAGCUAGAGGCCACGCUGGCAGAGCUGCAGACAGAGACCAACGCCAAGGACGAGAACAUCCAGUACCUGCAGAAUGAGAAGAUUGUGCUGGAGGUGGCCCUCCAGGCAGCCAGAGCUGAUAAAAGUCAGCUGGACGAGGGGGCGGAGAGGCUGGGGGAGGAGGUGCUGGUGGCCUCCGAUGUCCUUGAUCAGCUCAGGCAGGAGGUCCAAGUCAAAUCCUCACAGGUGAGAAACAAACCAUGGAGCCAGAAGGUCUAAUCCCACUCCUCUAAGGCUGUUGAGCCACUGUGUUUGAUCUUAAGUAGAAAGUAAACGCCUUCUCCUUUUUGGUUUUAGAUUGGAUCUCUGCAGCAGGAUUACGGCACCCUGAAGAAACAAGCUCAGAAAUUGAAAGAGCAGUUCACGCAGCAAAAGGUGCUUGUCACUCCCUAUCCUGUGUCCCUUGUUUGCUUUUGGGAGGAUUGUGUGUACACACACAUUCACACACAGGACUCGUCUCUUUACACCUCUUCCCAUUUCCCACCCAUCAGGUGAUGGUGGAGGCCUAUCGCCGGGACGCCAGCUCCAAGGAGCAGCUGAUCAGUGAGCUGAAGUCCACUAAGAAGCGUCUGGUGUCAGAGGUGAAGGGGCUGAAGCAAGAGCUGCUGGAGGCCCAUGGGGAGAAACAGAAAGCUGAGCUGGAGCAGAGCCGGAUGCAGAAGGAGGUAGUCCGGGUCCAGCAGCAGAUGAACAGCCUGGAGAACCACCUGCAGUCUGUGCAGACGGAGAGGGAUCAGCUGGAGAAUCAGAUACAGGUACAUGACCCCAUCCUACACAAGCCUGACUUCCUAGCAGCUCUAGGUUUUUUCUAAGCUUUUUCUUUGCAUUACUCUCAUGGCAGUACUUGCAUUACAUAUCCCAUUGCCUUAUCUGGCUUUCUUUGAUAGGCAUUUGAUAAUAAUCAGUGUGUGUUUUGAUGUCCCUCAACAGUCACUACAGUUUGACCAGAGCCAGCUAGCAGCAGUGACGGAGGAGAAUGAGGGCCUGAAGAAACAGGUGGACCAGAUGCAGUCCGAAGCCAGGAAGUGAGUCACACAACAUUUCUACAGCCAGACAGACUUCUGUAACCAGCUUGGUUCCCAUAGUAAUGACCCAAACAGAUUUACUAUGAAUCUGUGUAAAUGGCAUGAGAAUAUGAACGUGAAUAAGAAUCUCUCUUACUCAGACAGGAUAAUCUAUUUUAUUCAGAUUGGUUAGAUGUGCACUAAUGUGUCUAAUUGUUUUAUUUUCAACUCUCAGGGCCAUCUCAGAGCAGAAGGUGAGAAUGAAGCGGCUGGGGACAGAUUUGACCAGCGCGCAGAAGGAUAUGAAGGCCAAGCACAAGGCCUAUGAGAACGCAGUGGGCAUCCUGAGUCGCAGGCUCCAAGAGGCCCUGGCCGACAAGCAGACCACCGAGGCAGAGCUGGUCAAACUCAAGGCCCAGGUCUCAGACGGCGGAAACAACCAGGCCCUGCAGGUACAUUCAGUACUAACCUUAUAAUCAGGACCCAGAGUUUUUCCUCAUCACAUGACAACCAGGAACUAGGGUCCAGAGUUUGUUUCUGGUCAGAUCAUGUGAUCAGGAAAAACUUGUGGCCAUACUAAUAACAGAUUACAGCACAACCGUAGCCAACUGUGAUGUUUGAAUACUGAUCUAAACCUCUUAUCCUUGUUCCAGGAUAAGAUUGAGGCUCUGCAGAGUGAACUCCAGGCUGUGAGUCACAGCAAGGCCAUGCUGGAGAAGGAGCUUCAGGAGGUCAUCUCCCUCACUAGCACUGAGCUGGAAGAGUUACAGGAGAAAGUAAUGGAGCUGGAGGAUGAGGUGAGACCAGUCUGGGCAAUGACAAUUAAAUACACUAUCCUGGCAUCCAAACAGAUUUCGCUACGUUUCACCGUUGCUUUACAUUGUCUGGUUUAACCAGGCUAUAAAUACACACCACCAGCCCGAUGAUGUAAGAGAAGAUUACUUUAUUGUCCAUUGUCCGCAAAUGUCCAACAGAAAUGUGUGUUUUACUAUCCUAACCACUCUGAAAAUUACUCAGAGCCAAUGGUCCUUGUGCGUCUCAGUUUCCUUGAUUGUAAAAUCGUAUAUAUUUUUCACCCACAGCUGCAGGAGGCGCGAUGCUUCAAGAGGAGGAUUAGACGACUGGAAGACGCCAACAAGAAGUUAUCCCUGGAGCUGGAGCAUGAGAAAGGGAAGUUGACGGGACUGGGGCAGUCCCAUAAUUCACUGCGGGAGCAUACCAAUAUUCUAGAGACUGCCCUGGCCAAGAGAGAGGCCGACCUGGUCCAGCUCAACCUCCAGGUGAAAGGCUUCAAUCGUACAUUCUCAGUUACUUCUAUCACUGAUCAAUUGAAUGACUUUACCCAUGCAGUAACAGUAACACCAUUCUAUGAGUCUGUGGUUGCUCUUUUUCAUAAAAACGCUAACAAACGGAUUGUUUUUUCUAUUCUCUUCUUUGCCCUUCUCCACAGGUGCAAGCUGUACUAAAACGAAAAGAGGAGGAAGACCAGCAGAUGAAGCAGCUGGUCCAGACUCUACAGGUCGCCUUGGAGAAGGAGAAGGCCAAAGUCAAGGACCUGAAAGAGCAGGUAAAGACGCCUAACCCGACCCAGCCACAACAUAGUCAUCAUUAACACAUUGUAACGCAUUACACACAUAUACAAGCCCCUGAAGGAGACAGACUGGCCCAGCCACGACAUAGUCUUAUAAAGUCAUUACAUUACCACAUUGUAGCAUACUGUAAUGUACUCCAUAGAAGCCUUUGGAGACAGACUGUAAAUGUGUGUUAUGUCCACUAGGUGGCAGCAGCUAAGGCAGAGGCUGCGCACAACAGACGGCAUUACAGGGCAGCCAUGCUGGAGCUGUGUGAGAUCAAGAAGGACCUGCAGGCCAAAGAAGAGCUGGUCAAAGCCCUGCACAGUGAGGCACACAAACUACAGUGAGUCUCAAUUUGCAGUUUAUAGUUAUUAAUGAAUAAGGCUUGGAAUGAUGCUGCUGUGUUUAACAGAUUUAAGAUACGAUUUUGAUUAGCCUUAUGAGUUGAUGGAAUCAUUGGGGCAUGCUCGGUCCUUGUAUUUUAGGGAAUAAACACAUCUAACUCUAAGUAAUCUUUUUGUUUUGAUCUUAUGUCUCUCCUUGAUUUGAACCCUGUUUCACAUUAACAUCCUUUCCUUCCCCUACAUAGGGCUCAGGAUGAGAAACACUCUCAGGAGGUGUCCAGGUUCCAGGAGGAGCUGUCAGAGGCCCACUUCCAGCUCCAGAUCCUCCAGAAACAGCUGGAUGAACAGCUUAGCAAACAGCCCCUCACAAACCAGGAGGUAGCUAGCUAUACCACACCACGCUAUGCAAUAGACACAACCAUGGUCCUGUUUAGUAGGGAGAAAACGUUUUGAAACCGGGAGGUACUACCUGAACUUUUGCAAUAAGAACACACAUUUUUGUUUUGCUAUGGUGUGCCCUACUGAACACAACCCAGGACCUUGAAUAAGGAAGUUGUUUGUUGAAAAAGACAUCGGUCACUGACUUGACUGUGUUCUCCCCCCAGGUGGAGGAUUUGAAGUGGGAGGUGGAGCAGAGGCAGAGGGAGAUCGAGGCCCAGAGACAGCAGCUGGAGCUAGUGGAUCAGUGCAGCCAGAGGGAGCUGGACAGCCUGCAGACAUCUCUACAGGUACACACACACAACCAGGGUGCUGAGGAGGACAGAGCUGGCUAGCGCCACAGCUCUAAACCAUAGACGCAUACUUUAGUAUCACCUUAACUCUCUGUCAUUGUUCAUUGUGUUGCCAUUUUGUGCAUGACUUUGCCUUGCUCUGUGUUCUAGGGCAUUAAGGUGGAGCUGGAGUCUGUGCAGGAGGAGCUGAGCAGCACCAGAAAGGAUAAGUUCAUGCUACAGGCCAAGGUGGGGGAGCUGAGGAACAGCAUGAAGACUGUUCUGCUGCAGAACCAGCAGCUCAAACUGGACCUCAAACAGAACCGCCUCCGGAAGGUAAGUUACCUGGGACUGAGUUUUUGCUACCUGGCUGAGACUAAGUAGGAAGAACAGGGUUAGGUUUGGCACUUUUUUAUUUUUACGUCAGUUGUAUUCAGUGAAGGCUGUUGAGGGGAGGAUGGCUCUUAAUAAUGGCUGGAACGGAGCGAAUGUAAUGGCAUUUGAUACCAUUCCACCUAUUCCGCUCCAGCCAUUACCACAAGCCUGUCCUCCCCAAUUAAGGUGCCACCAACCUCCUGUGGUAGUAAUGGUAUUUCAAUAUUGUUGGUGUGUUAAAGGUGCAAUAUGCAGAAAACUCUGCGGCUUUUAUUGGUUGCUAAAAUUCUAAUAGUUCGCCUAAUUUCAGUUUGUGACAAAACAAGCAAUGCAUAGUGUAGAGAAUCAUUUUCCCAUCCAAACCGCUGUGAAAUAUAUUUUCAAUAACCCAAAAUAUUGUAUUUUCAGCUGUUUGAAGCUGGUGUACAAAACCGAAAAUAAAGGACGCAAAACUAAAUUUAAGAACUGGAAUCAUAGAAAUAGUGCACAUAGAACAGAUCUACUGCUUCUUAGACUUGCUUUCAACGGGUCGACCAUAAAGUUACAUAUUGCAGCUUUAAAUUGAGAAAGGGUAGGUAGAACAUACAACUCAUCCAGGUAUAACAUGGGUAUAUGUUUUGUGGAUUGAUAAAGGGGUAUGAAAAGUUGUUACAAUAAACACACUUGAGUGUAUAUUUAGUGCCUUCAGAAAGUAUUCAUACCCCUUGACUUAUUCCACAUUUUGGUGUUACAGCCUGAAUUCAAAAUGGAUUUAAAAAAAUAAUAUUCUCACCCAUCUACACACAAUACCCCAUAAUGACAAAGUGAAAACAUGUUUUUAGACAUUUUAACAAAUGUAUUGAAAAUGAAAUAUCUAAUUUACAUAAGUAUUCACACCCCUGAGUCAAUACAUGUUAGAAUCACCUUUGGCAGCAAUUACCGAGCUAACAGAGCUUUGCACACCAGAAUUUUACAAUAUUUGCACAUUUAUUAUUUUUACAAUUCUUCAAGCUCUGUCAAGUUGGUUGUGAUCCUUGCUAGACAGCCAUUUUGAAGUCUUUCCAUGGAUUUUCAAGCCGAUUUAAGUCUAAACUGUAACUAGGCCACUAGGGAACAUUCAAUGUCGUCUUGGUAAGCAACACCAGUGUAUAUUUGGCCGUGUGUUUUCGGUUACUGUCCUGCUGAAAGUUGUAUUUGUCUCCCAGUGUCUGUUGGAAAGCAGACUGAAUCAGGUUUUCCUUUAGGAUUUUGCCUGUGUUAAGCUCUAUUCCGUUUCUUUUUAUCCUAAAAAAAACUCUCUAGUCCUUGCCGAUGACAAGCAUACCCAUAACAUAAUUAAUCCACCACCAUGCUUGAAAAUAUAAAGAGUGGUACUCAGUGAUGUGUUGGAUUUGCCCCAAACAUAGCGCUUUGUAUUCAGGACAUAAAGUUAAUUUCUUUGCCACAUUGUUUGCAGUUUUACUUUAGUGCCUUAUUGCAAACAGGUUGCAUGUUUUUGAAUAUUUGUUAUUCUGUACAGGCUUCCUUUUUGCACUGUCAUUUAAGUUAGUAUUGUGGAGUAACUACAAUGUUGUUGAUCCAUCCUCAGUUUUGUCCUAUCACAGCCAUUUUAAAGUCAACAUUGGCUUCAUGGUGAAAUCCCUGAGCGGUUUCCUUCCUCUCUGCCAACUGAGUUAGGAUGGACUCCUGUAUCUUUAUUGACUGGGUGUAUUGAUACACCAUCCAAAGUGUAAUUUAUAAUUUCACCAUGCUCAAAGGGAUAUUCAAUAUCUGCUUUUUAUUAAAUGUUUACCCAUCUACCAAUAGGUGCCCUUCUUUACGUGGCAUUGGAAAACCUCACUGAUCUUUGUGGUUGAAUCUGUGUUUGAAAUUCACUGCUCGACUGAGGGACCUUACAGAUAAUUAAUUGUAUGUGUGGGGAACAGAGAUGAGGUAGUCAUUCAAAAAUCAUGUAACUUAUUGUGUGACUUGUUAAGAAAAUGUUUACUCUUGAACUUAUUUAGGCUUGCCAGAACAAAGGGGUUGAAUACUUAUUGACUCAAGACAUUUUCAGCUUUUCAUUUUUAAUAACAAUUUAAAACAUUUCUAAUAACUUUGACAUGAUGGGGUAUUGUGUGUAGGCCAGUGACUCAAUCUCAAUUCCAUUUUAAAUUCAGGCUGUAGCACAACAAAAUGUUGACAAAGUCAAGGGGUGUGAGAACUUUCUGAAGGCACUCUAUAUCACAGUAUGCCGAGUUUCCUUUUUGUGCUGUAUUCCUCAUUGAGCAGCAGAGGAUGGAGCCAUCAAACCCAUCAAGCCCAGUGACCCCGGUGAAGAUCCCAGACUGCCCUGUGCCUGCCUCCCUGCUGGAUGAGCUGCUCAAGCCCUCUGCCUCUGUCAACAAGGAGCCCCUCAAUAACCUGCACAACUGUCUGCGCCAGCUCAAGUAAGAACUGACCACCUAUGUCUUCCUUUAACUUCUGGGAGUGGAAAACCUGUUAUUUGUUAUUGGACUUUUGAUUAUUAUUGAUAUUGAUUAUUGUACUGCAAUGUAGGGAGCUAGCGCGUAAGCAUUUCACUGCACCAUUUAUAGCUGUUGUAAACUGAGUACGGAUAAUAUGCUUUUGUAGCUCAUGUUACUCAAAAUAGCUUGUGUGUUUUCUGAUAACCAUAAUGGAAGACAAAGAAUAGGAAUGUAUGCAUAAUAGAAAUCCUUUACUCUCAAAAGGUAUUUGUCUCACAUGUGGAUGGUGUAUUAUAAUUCUCUAAUAGGAAUUAAAUGCCAGAACACUAAAGUGAAUGUUGUAUGUUUCCUGCAGGCAUGAAAUGGACAGCCUUCAGAAACAAAUGGAGGAGCACACAGUCACCGUGCACGAGUCCAUGAUGUCAUGGAAUAACGCAGAGGAGGAAUUGACUCGACUGGGGGUGCCGCUGGAGAAUGACUCCAUAACAUCCCCCCCUCUAAACCAGGUGGACAGUAACGGCGGAGCAGAGGAGGAGGAGCCACAGCCAUCGUAA